CCCAGCCAUGCUGCUUCGUCAGGCGAGCCAGGCGCUGAGGCGCCUGGGCGGGGCCGAGGGCCACUCCCUGAUGUCCAAGUAUAGCAAGGGACUGGCGCCCGAGGACUUCCGCCUGUUCAGCUCUUCGGCUUCGCGGUUUGCCAAUGAGGUCAUCGGCAUCGAUCUCGGCACCACCAACAGCUGCAUAGCGCUCAUGGAGGGAAAGACGGCCAAAGUGAUCGAAAACGCAGAGGGCCAGCGCACCACGCCCUCAGUCGUGGCGUUCACAGACAAGGGGGAGCGGCUGGUGGGCCUGCCCGCCAAGCGCCAGGCCGUCACCAACUCUUCCAACACUGUCUACGCCACCAAGCGCCUGAUCGGGCGCAUGUACGACGACCCAGAGGUGCAGAAGGAGGCCAAGAUGGUGCCCUACAAGAUCGUGCGCGCCGACAACGGCGACGCGUGGGUGGAGGCGGGGGGGCAGCGCUACAGCCCCUCCCAGAUGGGCGCCUUUGUGCUGAUGAAGAUGAAGGAGACGGCUGAGCGGUACCUGGGGCACCCCGUCAGCCAGGCCGUCAUCACCGUGCCUGCAUACUUCAAUGACCAUCAGCGCCAGGCCACCAAGGACGCGGGGCGCAUCGCGGGCCUGGAAGUGCUGCGCAUCAUCAACGAGCCCACGGCGGCGGCGCUGUGCUACGGCAGCGACAAGAAGGAGGGGCUGGUGGCUGUGUACGACCUGGGGGGCGGCACCUUUGACAUCUCCAUCCUGGAGAUCAGCGGCGGCGUGUUCGAGGUCAAGGCCACCAACGGUGACACCUUCCUGGGCGGCGAGGACUUUGACAACACCCUGCUGCAGCACAUGGUGUCGGAGUUCAAGAAGGCGGAGGGCAUCGACCUCACCAAGGACAAGCUGGCGGUGCAGCGGCUGCGCGAGGCGGCGGAGAAGGCCAAGUGCGAGCUGUCCAGCAUGAGCCAGACCGAUGUCAACCUGCCCUUCAUCACCGCCGACGCCUCGGGCGCCAAGCACCUGCAGAUGAACAUCACCCGCUCCAAGUUUGAGCAGCUGGUCAAGUCGCUGCUGGACCGCACGGUGCAGCCGUGCCUGAGCUGCAUGAAGGAUGCGGGGGUGCAGCCCGCCGACAUCCAGGAGGUGCUCAUGGUGGGGGGCAUGUCGCGCAUGCCCAAGGUGCACGAGAUGGUGCGGGACAUCUUCAAGAAGGAGCCCAACAGGUCGAUGAACCCCGAUGAGGUGGUGGCCAUGGGCGCCGCCAUCCAAGGCGGCGUGCUGCGCGGCGACGUGAAGGACAUCCUGCUGCUGGAUGUCACCCCCCUCAGCCUGGGUAUCGAGACGCUGGGCGGCGUGAUGACCAAGCUGAUCACCCGCAACACCACCAUCCCCACCAAGAAGUCCCAGGUCUUCUCCACCGCCGCCGACUCCCAGACGCAGGGGGGCAUCAAGGUGUUCCAGGGUGAGCGAGAAAUGGCUGGGGACAACAACAUGCUGGGCCAGUUCGACCUGGUGGGCAUCCCGCCCGCCCCCCGCGGCGUGCCCCAGAUCGAGGUCACCUUUGACAUCGACGCAAACGGCAUCGUCCACGUCAGCGCCAAGGACAAGUCCACCGGCAAGCAGCAGUCCAUCACCAUCCAGUCCAGCGGCGGCCUCAGCGAGCAGCAGAUUCAGUCCAUGGUGGGCGACGCGGAGCGGUAUGCGGCCAAGGACGCGGAGCGCAAGGCGGCGAUAGAGGCGCGGAACGAGGCCGACUCCAUGAUCUACUCUGCCGAGAGGAGCGUGGCCGAGUACAAGGAGCGGCUGCCUCAGAAUGUGGUGGACUCGAUCAACGCCGCGGUGGCCGAGCUGCGGGGCGUGAUGGAGAGCGAGAAUGCCGAGGAGAUCAAGGCCAAGAGCAAUGAGCUGCAGCAGGCCGUAAUGAAGGUUGGUGUGUCGCUGGCGGGCAGCGGUGGCGGCGAGGGCGGCGAAGGCAGUGGCGGCGGCGAGAACGUCCAGGACGCAGAAGUGAAGGACAAGGAGAAGUAGACAGCUGGGUGGCUGGUUUUCCAGACGGGAGGGUAGGCAGGCGAGUGGUGGCGUCCAGCGCCAGAGGCACAGGCGUACCGUCCCCAGCGUCGCGACGCCACGAGGCGCGCUCAUA
Messenger RNA from Chlorella variabilis, 2129 nucleotides. RefSeq lists its product as hypothetical. The transcript has 20 exons. Gene Ontology annotation, biological process: protein refolding; cellular response to unfolded protein. Lineage: Eukaryota; Viridiplantae; Chlorophyta; Trebouxiophyceae; Chlorellales; Chlorellaceae. The coding region runs from base 8 to 2014 and encodes 668 amino acids. Gene Ontology annotation, molecular function: ATP hydrolysis activity; misfolded protein binding; heat shock protein binding. The record is from RefSeq and is a predicted model, not a curated record. Gene Ontology annotation, cellular component: cytoplasm; mitochondrion.